This is a messenger RNA of Mobula hypostoma (lesser devil ray), 4941 nucleotides long. RefSeq names its product pellino E3 ubiquitin protein ligase 1b (gene peli1b). Bases 235 to 1494 code for a protein of 419 amino acids. NCBI's taxonomy places the organism in Eukaryota, Metazoa, Chordata, Chondrichthyes, Myliobatiformes, Myliobatidae. The record is from RefSeq and is a predicted model, not a curated record. The transcript is spliced from 7 exons. Gene Ontology annotation, biological process: protein K48-linked ubiquitination; regulation of Toll signaling pathway. Gene Ontology annotation, molecular function: ubiquitin protein ligase activity; protein binding.
CCCGCAGGAAGAGACUUUAGUUAAGGGGCGGAGAGCUCGACGAGACAGUAAGAAGAAAUGUGCUGCGCUUUUCGCUGUCACGAUUGAAAGCGGCGAGCCGGGGUUGUGCACAAAAUUACACACGAACCAAAAAUCUAUUCGGGAACAUUUAAACAUAAAUGAUGAAAAAGUUGUGUGAAAAUUCAAGACUCUGAAGCAAACCACAACGUGUGCUUAAACCACCUAACUCGUCUAAUGUUUUCUCCUGAUCAAGAAAAUCUUUCUUCAUCCACAAAAGCACCCAUUAAAUAUGGUGAAAUCAUUGUGCUAGGGUACAAUGGAUCUCUGCCAAAUGGAGACAGAGGACGAAGAAAAAGCAGAUUUGCUUUAUUCAAAAGACCAAAACCAAAUGGGGUGAAACCGAGCACAGUGCACGUCACCUGCACACCUCAAGCAGAGAAAGCAAUAAGCAACAAGGACCAACACAGUAUUUCAUAUACAUUGUCUCGAGCUCAGACAGUGGUGGUGGAAUAUACACAUGACAACAAUACGGAUAUGUUUCAGAUUGGCCGAUCAACUGAGAGUCCAAUUGAUUUUGUGGUGACUGACACUGUACCAGGAAGUCAAAGUAAUGCUGAUACUCAGUCUGCUCAAAGCACCAUAUCCAGAUUUGCAUGUCGCAUUAUAUGUGAAAGGAAUCUUCCCUACACUGCUAGGAUAUUUGCAGCUGGAUUUGACUCAUUUAAGAAUAUAUUCCUUGGGGAGAAGGCAGCUAAAUGGAAAACUUCUGAUGCUCAGAUGGAUGGUCUAACAACAAAUGGUGUACUCGUGAUGCAUCCGCGGCUUGGAUUUACCGAAGAUUCCAAACCAGGGGUCUGGAGAGAGAUAUCGGUUUGUGGCAAUGUCUUUACUUUGAGAGAAACAAGAUCAGCACAGCAACGAGGAAGAAUGGUUGAAAAUGAAACCAACGUUUUGCAGGAUGGUUCUUUAAUAGAUCUCUGUGGAGCAACAUUGCUUUGGCGCACAGCAGAAGGACUUGCACAUACUCCUACGGUGAAGCACCUGGAGGCCCUUCGCCAGGAGAUAAAUGCAGCCAGACCACAAUGCCCAGUUGGAUUUAACACUCUUGCAUUCCCCAGUAUGAAAAGGAAAGAUGUCGAUGAGAAGCAACCGUGGGUGUAUCUCAAUUGUGGACACGUGCAUGGUUAUCACAACUGGGGAAACAAGGAUGAAAGGGAUGGAAAAGAAAGAGAAUGCCCCAUGUGUCGAUCGCUAGGCCCGUACGUUCCUCUUUGGUUAGGGAGUGAGGCUGGAUUUUAUGUUGAUGCAGGACCUCCAACCCAUGCGUUCAGCCCUUGUGGACAUGUGUGCUCAGAAAAGACUACCACUUACUGGUCCCAAAUUCCCCUUCCUCAUGGCACGCACACUUUCCAUGCCGCCUGUCCUUUCUGCUCUACUCAGCUCACAGGGGAACAAGGAUAUGUUCGACUUAUUUUCCAGGGACCUCUUGAUUAAGGACGUGAUUUUAUUAACUGGUGGGUAAACUGAUAACAGAAAGACAUUUGAUAACUUUCAGAAUUAUAAGCUAGUUUUCUAUAUUGAAUUCCAUGGGUUUUGGAUUUGUCUGUUCUGGGACAUAACCUGAAUUAUGUAGUCCUUUGAGGAAAGUAACCUAAUUUUUUUGUGAUUUUUGCCUCUGAGACAGAGUUUUGAUAAGUUUUGCAUUUGUUAAAAGCAGGUAUUUUGAAAUACAAAACUUUCUUGCCCAAAUAGUUUAAAAAAAACGUCUUAUUUUGGACCUAUUGACAGAUACCAGGUACAAAAUUUAACACUUGUAGUUAGAAAUGUAAAACAAUUUCAGAUGAUUAAUCCUAGUUUGUAAAGGAGUGAAUCGAUCCAAUACAAUUUAACCUACUGCUACUAUUACUACAAAAAGGAUUUUUUGAUUCUGUGUAAUUAAUUUGUUUCAACACUAUUUGCAGAAAACUUUGAACUUUUAAGAUUAUGUCAUUUAUUAUGGUACUGUCCUCAAUCAUUGAAAUUGUCUUGCAGUGCUGCUUCUGGCCCUGUAUGAAGGAGUGAGUAGUUUGUCUCCCAUAGAAUAACUAUUUCUAAAGAACGUUGACAGGUUUCAAUUGCAAGUAAGGUCAGAAGGAUUUGAUCAUUGAGUAUAAAUGAGCUUGUAGAAAAUUUAGUUUCACUCAGAUCCUUGUGUAUUUUUGCUAAAUGUCAAUAGGCUCAAAGUAAGAAAAGAUAUAAAUUGGGUACAUUAAAUAUUUUGUAUUUCUUUGUUACAAAACAAUAUACCACUUCAGUUUCACAGCAUAAGAGUAGUUCUUUGCAUCUUAACUACAUUGAACAUUUUGUAACAGGGAAGCCCUUCUGCCAAAAUACUUUCUGGUGUGCUACUAACGUGAUGAGGUGCAUCACUGUUUAAGAAAAUGACACCAUCUUGAAUAUAUUUAAUUGUUUACACAAGUUCACCUGCUAAACUCUUGUUUAGCUCCAGUAAUUGAGGAUGUGUAAAGCUGGCUUAUUUUGCUGUAUAGCAGCUUAAGUUCUGUAGGACCUUUUGUACUAAAUUAUUGCCUGUAAUGUAUGUAGCUUUAGAAGUUUGUAGGGGUUUCUUAGCAUAUGUGGAAUGCUAACCUUAAGCCUAUUAUGUCUUGAUUUUUUUGUGAAGUAAUAUUAGAUAGCAAUGUUCAAACUGCUCUUUGAUUUUGAUAAUCUGAAUUGUACCCUGAGCAAUGAUCACUUGUCCCUUUUAAUUCAGUUUAUUGUAUAUAAUCUUGAACUAUUUUAUUAUGAAAGAAUCUAGAAAACAAAUUGGAUAUUGGUAUUAAAAAACUAAAUACUUUCAUAAUAGAGAGAUUGCUGAGUGAGAAAGUAAAAUGUGUCAAAUCUGAUCUGAUUUUUAAUUUUUUUUCAUUUUGACAUCCACUUCAUGCAUCUCCAAAUGCUUCAAGGGCAAAAAAAAGGUAACUAAAUGUGGCCUCAGUGUGCUGGUAUUCCAACAUUCAUGGCUCUGACUGUAUUACUGACAGUGCAUUAAACUCAGGAUUUAAAACAGUGAUUUAUUGCCAUUUCAUAAAUUCUGUUUGAGCAGAUACUAGAAUGGUGAUUAUUUUUUGUUUUGUAAAAUGAAUUUAAAAAAUACAAUUACAAUCGUGUUUAUUUGUUCCGUUGGAAAAUAAAACUGUUGGAUUUGGCUCUACUUUUGACUGCUCCUGCUAUCUUGAAGUCCAUCAAUAAUCUGCAAAGCAGAGUUAUUUUUGUAUUUAGAAUUAAUUAAACCGCAGGAUCUGUCUGAAUGGCUUCCUUGAGAGCAAAAAUUAGCUUUCCAAUUGUUCCAUGGUGCUUAAGCGAACCUUGAAGUUUGUCGCAAUUUAGUUUGGUACAAAUACAUGGUUCUGUGAGAAUGCAAUAGAAAACAUUAAUCUUGGAGCCAGGUAACUAAUAUCAAAUCUUACCCUUGUGUUUUGGCUGCUAAAUUGAAGCCAUGGUACAUGACCAUCAUGAUUUGGAGGCAAGGAGGUUAUCCCAAUACAGUGGAGAUAUUUUGUAGGCAGCUGUCAACAAAUGUAGUGGAAUCUUGUGUAGGAUGGGCUACAGGGGUGCAGAUGAUAAAGAAUUUUAUGCUGAUAAAUAUCAUUUUGUCAUCCAAGUUUACAUGGUGGUAGUUUCCACUGACUUUGAACAAACAAAGCAUUCUCAACUUUAUACCUAACUCUUUAACUUUGUACAUUGUUCAAACAAGAAUGAAAAUGGCACUGAGUUCAAAUGUUAGAUUUCUUAGUGUUAAGUGAUUGCUGAGAUAAAAUUUUGGGGUAUUAUUUGCCAUUGAUUUUCAUAGCUAUCCAUGAGAUUGGUGGUAAUGACGUAUGAAUAUUUUACAAGGUAUUCUGGAGUGACAUUAGAAAUAAGUUGGCAAGUGUCGGAUCACCAAAUAUGGAACUUGCAUUUAGCCAAUAUCUGUGGUUUUGAUCAUUUUUACUUUAUUCAGCAGAAUCAUUUUCACUUCCCUAUUAUUACACACAACUUCAUGUGCUUUGAUUGGAGACAGAAAUUUACACGCAUUUCCUUGAAGCUGGUACACAACUUAAAACUAAUGUACCAUUUGAUAGCUUUUCCAAAUAUUUUGCCUAAAAUUGUGAAUCUGAUCUCUUUGAACACCCAGUUCAUUCUUUCGAUUACUACCCUCCACUCUGAGCAAAGCAAAAAUUUUACAAAUCAUUUAAUGCAAUAUCAUUGAAUAGACUUAUUUAUUACUUAAGAUUAGGUUAAAGCUAAGAUACACUGCUGUUGGAAUGUAUGAUCUUAAAAGUGCUUUUCCAUGUCGCUGCUUGUGUUCCUUGAAUUUUUUUGCUGUAUUGGUAAAAUCUGGUGUUUUUCAGUUUCUGCAAAUUGUUUAUCCGAUAAAUCAGUCCAAUGAAGUUGGGCAUGCUAGAUAUCAUUAUCAUAGCUGAAAAGCAACACCUAGACAAGACACUAGCUGUCCAUCUGAUAUCAAGAAAAGCAGCUCCAAGUCACCAGAGGAAAGCAAUUCCAAUUGGUUGGAGAGCAGAGACUUGUCUGAUGUUCUUCAAGUUAAUGUUCUCUAUAGUCACUCAAAGAACUGCUGAAGAAACGUGGAGAUCCUGUUUGAAGAUGGCCUGUUCUUGCCUGAAAUUCCAAACUUCAAAUGGAUGUUUUGUGCUGUAUGUGGUUUCCUUGGUUAUUGGUCUGUUUCUGUAGACACAAGGAGGAAUACACCUGUAUUGUGUGUAAGAUUUUUUUUAUUAAAAUGAAUGUUUAUGGUUUAAUUGAUGUCAUUAUUGCCACAGCUAUCUCUGCUAGCCAAGGGACCUGUCUCAUCGGGUUCUAUUGUAAUCUUGCUUGAGUAUCCUAUUCAGUCAAAGAUUCAGACAAUAUUCAGUUUCUAAAAGAUUCAAAGCACCGUUGAAGACAUUCUACCAAAAUACA